AUGUCUUACGAUCGAGUCCUCCCCAGACCUGUUCCGGGUGAUGCUUCUCAGGUCUCUCUUCCACGGCGGUCCAAUGACCUCCUGGACUACAAGAUCAUGAAUGACGGAGGGGCUACCAAACUUUCACCAGUUAACUGGCCUAUUGAAGGCGAGCUCUCCAUGUACACUGCCCAGAGACCAGCAACUGGGCCAGCACAGGUGCCUUUCGAGUCUGAUAUGACCAGCCUCAUCAAACGCACGAUCGAUUUCGACCAUGCCGUUGCGUCUCCCAAGUUUAUGGUACCUGCACUCGCCAAAAAUCUGCCCGUGCGAACGCGAUCCUCUCUAAUAAGGAAAUCCUCGUCUUCCAAACCCGUGAAAUUGGCAGCGCCAAAGGAGUCAGUUGUGCAGUCCUGCCUCUGUCAGACGGGCCGCAACAUUCCCAGGCCAAAGAACGGUAAGACUCUACCCAUUAUCAAGCACGGACGACGAGCUGAUGGGAAGCAAGCAGCUUUUUUUCUAUAUCGGCAACACUACCAAGCCACAGCGGUGGCUCAGAAUCCGGGUCUUGGGAAUGCCCAUAUUUCUAGGAUUAUCGGGGCGCAAUGGAGGAUGCUCCCUGAAGAAAUGAAGAAUAUAUGGCAUGCUAAUGCCAAUAAAAAGCUCGCCAUCAGCAGCGUUACCCAGACUACCAGUACCGGCCCAUUCGGUAUGGCCGCCAGGGCAAUUGUCGUGCGAACAGAUUCGGCCCCAGCAAAAACUCUCCGCCCGCUACGGUCUGCAACCGUUGUCGUGGAAGAGCGAUGA
Molecule: messenger RNA, 786 nt
Organism: Aspergillus pseudoviridinutans
Lineage: Eukaryota; Fungi; Ascomycota; Eurotiomycetes; Eurotiales; Aspergillaceae
Product: HMG-box domain-containing protein
Exons: 2
Coding region: 1-786 (261 amino acids)
Source: RefSeq, a predicted model, not a curated record